AGCAACAACAACAACAACAACAACAACAACAAUGUCAACAACACUUUUCAGCCCGUCAAGAACUAUUCAACCACAAUUUCUGACAUUUCACAGAACCCCGCAAAAGCUGAAGAUGUCGAAGGCUCCAUCUACGGCCGAGUCUUCGGUAACGAGAUUUUCUUCAUGCACAGCAAGACAACGACAUCCCCCUUCAAGAAACUCCCCACAACCUGGCUGGACCUUCUUAUCCAGCUGUCCAAGAAACAAGACUACACCCUGACCCAGUCAGCUCAGUUUAUUGACGUCAGCAUGAUCAUCCCCACAACGGCCGGUCUGCCCAUCCACAUCGACGUCAACGGAACCGGCACUCUGGACCUGGUCCUCAGUGGAAAGAUGGACCUCCGCAAACUGAGCUCUUCUCCCCGCUCCCUGGACAUAGAUGGAGAAAUCCGACCAAGCGCUGCUAUUGAGAUCUCUGGAUCAAUGUCUGUUGACGCCAUGGUGACCAGGACAGGACUGCGCAUGCGCAAUACUCUGCACACCAGCACCGCCCUGAAGGGUCGCGUACAACUGGAGAGAGGCCAACAGCUCAACGUGGAGUUGGACACCCCUGAGGACAAGAUGGAAAUCUUCAAUGCCAGGUCAAAGUUCUUCAUCAUCCACAACGACGUGGAACAGGAGCAGGCCAUGAUCACGGAGAACCGACAAGAGUUAAAAAAGUGCUCCGGUGGUCAGCUGGCCGAUUUGUCCGGAAUGGAGCUGUGUGGCGAGCUGACCUUCGCUAACGCGUCCAUGAAAACCACCGGCCCUUACUUCCCUCUGACUGGACCCACCUCUGGCAGCCUGACGCUUUACAAGAGAGACUCACACAAGGGCUACAAGAUCUUUGCCAAGCGUGUGGAGAACAAGAAAGCCAGCAUUGCCCAGAUUUCUUUGAACACACCGGGCUCAAAGGUGGACCGUGCCAUCCUGCUGGAGAUUGACGUGGACUACCCCAAACAGUCUCUGAACGCCAUCAUGAGGACUCCGUGGAAAAAAGCUGCUGUCAGAGGAGUAGCCAUCAACAGCGACGAGUUGAAAAGCUUCACCGGCAGUGUGGUCAUCGAUGACAUCGACACGUACGCGUUGACCACUGAGGUGAAAGUGGACAAGAGCAAGGGCAAGCUCCAGCUGAGCCCCAUGGUUGAGCUGAGACGAGCCGGAGCGGAGAACGUGCAACUGACCGGUCACGUGACCCUUGUGAAGCCUUUCAAGUCCGCGGACGUUGACCUGUCUGUGUCCGGACUCAGCAAAAUGCCAUACAACCUCCAGACCUCCGUUAGCAACACGAAGAAAGAGAAGAGCAUCCAGGCAAGCUUCAGCCCUGACGGUCAGCGCCGAUACACUCUAGAGGCCAGCAACCAAGUGACUGUGAUGGGAAAGAAAUCGACAAUCGCCAUCGUGAAGAGUCUGCUCAAAGUGAACACGCCCACCAAGCAAGUGAUGUCCCUGACAGCUGGCGCCGACUACAGAGAGACCAAGUCCCUGAAGCUGGACGGUACCCUGGACGUCUAUCGCCUCCUCAAGAAACCCGCCAGUGUCCAGCUUUCUCUUGUGAAAAGCGGCAAGAAGCGCACCGCCCGCUAUGACGUGGAAGGCUCUCUGAAGUCAUCUGGAGUAUCCGGCAAACUGGACAGUUACACCACCAUCAAAGACACUGGCUUUGUGUCCACCAAGAGCAUCCUGAGCUACAGUAUUCCCAAAGUGGUCAAGAACAAGAUCACACUGGGCGGAACGCUCAACGACAGGAGCACAAAGUCCUACAAAAAGUACACUCUCAAGAGCACCCUCGACAUAGCCAAGAACCCCGAGUACAACCUGGGUCUUGAUCUCUCUGUGGACCACAAGAAAAAGCACAGCGAGGCUGAAGUGGAACUCAAGUACGGACCUAACCCUAAGGACAAGACCAAGAGGCUGUUCUGGUCUUCCUCUUUCACCAAGAAGCAGGCCAGCUGGAAGAACGCUGACCUAAGCUUUAAGAUGAACGCCCUGGCUCCUGCUCAUGGCGUGGACGUAAGUGUGAUGGGCCAGCAUGAGCACAACCCCAAGAUGCUUGACUCUAACGUCGUGCUCAACUACGGAGGAAAAGAAGGAAAAGACCUGAGCGCCCAACUGGCCUUUAAAGACAAGAGCAGCGAACUGGCAAAGAUCAACGGCAAAGCAGUUGUUGCCUGGCCUGGCUCAGCCUAUACCCUGACCACCGACUUUGACCAGAAGUCUGAGAAAAAGUAUGUCCACGAGAUGAACCUGAAAGACAACAGUGGCAUGAAGCACGCAGUCACCACCAUCUACAAAACUCCCAAGGGAAACGCACACGAGCUGACAACGAAGUUCAUGCUGGAUGGCGUAAAACCAAUCACCAUAACUGGAUCCACCAACCUUGACCUGAAAAAUUUCGAAGUCUCAGGAGAAAUCCAGAAAGGCACAGAUACUUACGGCCUUAAAACCAAGUCGAAAGUUUCCAAGGCUUCAAGCGCAAACGUUGUUGUGGAACUGGUGUACCCUGCCAGGCGCAUGACCCUGCUUAUGGAUGGAGGCAAACAGAAGAACAAGUUCAACGGUCGAGUUGAGGCUGCUUGGGACGCAGACAAGGACAAGAGCCAGACAAUUGUAAUUGAUGUGUCCGGAUACAUGAAGGCAUCGAAGAAAUCCACGAGUCUGGGAGGCGACGUCAAGUUCAACUCACCUUUCGAGAACUACGAAGACAUUAUGACAGCUUUCAAAUACGGAAGUGACGACAGCCAGCAUGAUCUCAGUGGCAAGUUGUCGUGGGGUGGAAAGGGCAAACAAGUUGUGUCCAGCCUUACAGUCAAGAAUCCCAUUUCUCUAAGUAAUCUGAAGAUGGUGGCAGAAUCAAAGAGCCCUUUCAGGGGAUUUCGAGUUGUCUCCGUUGAUGUUGAUCAUUCCAUGGAACCCACACUGAAAACUGUUCUCAAGGGCAGAUGGGAAAAGGAAAAUGGAAAACUGACAAUCGAAGGCGAAAACCUCGGAGAUAUGUACAGACGUAACAUCAAAGGAAGUGUUGCACUCAAGUCCACUGUGAAAAACGCCGAGGACAUCAAGCUGAGCUUGUCUCACUCUGAUGGAUCAGGCCGAGUUUCUUCCAACGCUGCACUCAUCCACAACGGAAAGCCUUACGGAUACGGCAUGAACAUGGUCCACUCGCAGAACGGCUGGCAGGUCAAGAACUCGGGAGAUCUCGUUUUGACAAUGCCCAACACCAAUGUCAAGUCAAGCUGGAAUCACAAGAACGGCGAGAGAUACAUCAAGUCGACUCUGACUUCCGACUGGGGAAAGAAUCGUCUGCUCGUAGAUUUGGAUGGUUCCCAAGACCUUCUGUCUUCUGGUGCCCUGAGCGGUGAUGUCAAGAUCCAGACUCCGUGGAGAUCGUUCAGAAGUGUAGAUCUCUCUUUGAGCCACAAGCAAGGGCGGGGUCUCAUUUUGAACAAAGCCUCCCUUAAACAAAACGGCCAAGUGCAAGCCUCUUCUACCCUCAACUACAACGGCCACCCGUCCGGACUGGACAUUGAAUUUGCUCUGACGUCCCCAUAUCAUGAAAACAUCAAUGGCAAGGUGAACAGCAAACACAGCGCCUAUCCAAUGACCGGCAUGGCUGAAAUCAGCUGGUCCCCCAUGUCUAAAGCUGUUAUGGAAGGUUCCGUGAACGUUGCUUCAUGGGAAAGCGCAAAUGUUGACUUGAAGUUGAUUACUCCUCUGAGAGAGUACCGCAACAUUGUUUUCAAAGCUUCCAACAUAGACGAAAGGGGAGAAAUGGUAUCUCACAUGAACCUCGACUACGGAGUCAGAAAGAACAUCGACUUGGAAAGCAGAAUGUCUUAUGGUGACGCCAAGAAAAUGCUCCGUCUCAGAAUGACAACUCCUUUCGAGCAAAUGAAGUCCUUGGACACCGGACUCGCUGUUACAGGCGUUAUCACAAACUUCGAUGGAUCCGCAGACUUUGAAAUGUCCCCAGCUGUCGGUAAGUUCCAGGGCUCUCUCAACUGGCAGUACGCCGACAACCUGAAGGGAAAUCUCCGCCUGGAAACUCCAUUCCCCGAGUAUCCUUACAUUGAGCUGUCAACCUCGAGCCAAAUGACAGGACGGUCCAGGCAAUCGUACAUCGCGGCAGAAUACUCUCCCCGCCAAAGAUACAGCUUGGACAGCACUUACACCUUCGAGAUGCCGUAUUCAUUUGAAGCCACCAUCAGCUCUCCUGUCCCCGAGUAUGACAACCUGGGCCUGACCUUCCAGCACAUCAACUCUCCAUCCAAACUGGUGUCUCAUGGAGAGCUGCGUUACCAGCCGAGCAAGAAGAUUGAGGGCGAUAUGAACGUUGACUGGUCCGACCUUGUAGAGGGUACACUCAUACUCAAGACUCCAUUCGAAGGGUACGAGACGAGCAAAGUAAUGUUGAGACAUCAAGGCGACAUGUACACCUUUAGCAGUCACGGAGAGGUGAACGUUGCAGAUAAGAGCGUGUCGGCAGACGCCAGCUUCAACAGCGGCUACACCACCACAGGAACGUUCACCUUCAACAGUCCCAUCCCUGGACUGGAAAGUGUUGAAAUUUCCGUGAACAAAAGAGGUAACAGCAAAAAUAUUAGAGGUGGCGCCACAUUGGUACUCAAUGGAGACAGAUCUCAAGCAAGUUUCAACCACAAAAUGAAGGACGGAGCACUGAAGUCAACUUUCAGCCUCUCCAGCCCCAACACUGAAACCUUCAAGGUCAGCAUCGAUCACAAUGGCGCCCUGGACAGUUUCACCAACAAGAUGUCUCUCAACUAUGGCCGUCGUUACGACCUUGACACCAUCAUUGCCUUCGACCACAGACAGCCAGACAUCAGCGGUAAUGGCAUGAUCAAAUACAAACUGGCCGGUCCCCGAAAUGUUGCUCGUGUGACUUUCAGCAAAACUGGCCAAGUUGAAGAUAUGGCCUUCAGUGGAACUGUUAGCUACAACAGGGAAGACAUUGGCGUACAGGGUUCUUGGAAACUUCUCAGCGGAAUGCAGGGUUCCAUUCAGGUGAGCACGCCUUUCGACGACUUCAGAAACAUCGGCGCCGUACUGAUCCACAAUGGAGAUUUGGACAACUUUAAAACAGAGUCCAGCGUAACCUACAUGGACGGCAAGAGUAUUACCGGAAAAAUUGACCUGUCCUCCAACGGCCUGAGUAGAGUCCGCUUCAACACCGAGGUGGUUACUCCUUUCACAGAUCUGCAAAGAACAAUGCUGAGUGCGCACCACGACUAUGACGAGUACACCUUGGCUCUGUCUGGAGGGGCUACACUGACCUCCACCAUCGGCCAGUUUGGACAAGGUAGUGUCACAUACAGCAAGUCAGGGGAUCUGGACAACUUCAGCGUUCAGCUCAACGGAAAAUACGCCGAUGACGAGGCCAUUGUUUCUGCAAUGAAGAGCGGAACGUUGAAUGAUUUGACCGUAAGCGGCAGUGCCAGCUACAAUGGUCAAGCCAUCAGCAUGGACGGCUCACUGAACACAAUCAGCGGCAUUGAUGGGUCAGUACAGGUGAAAACGCCUUUCACAGAUUUCAGGAAUGUUGGGAUGAAACUUUCUCAUCACGGCCCGAUCAAAGACUUCAAGAGCGAAGCAUCCUUUGACUACAUGGACAACAAGAACGUUAACGGUCAUGUGGAAUUCUCUGCCGACGGUCUGCGAGACCUGAAGCUCUCCACUGAAGUAAACACUCCACGGGAACUUCUUGGCUCCUCUAAGCUAACCCUGAACCACAAAUAUGACGCAUACAGGACAAGUGUCUCCUCGAAGGGCGAUCUGAGAAGUUCUAUUGGUGGAUUUGGCCGUGGCAGUUUCCAACUGAGCACGACUGGUGACCUGAAUGACCUUAGCAUGGAGGGCAAGGCUACCCACAAUGGUCAAGACAUCAUCGACACCAAAAUCACCAACUCCCUCCAGUCCCGUUCCCUGAACACCGCUGUGAGUGUAAAGAGCUUCGUGACACCAGACUUUGAGUUGACCGUUGGCCAUAGCGGAGUUUUCCUCAACAGCAACACCAAGGCUCAGGCCGUUCUGGGAAGCGACAACGUCAUGUCACUUGUGGCCACAGUCAGCAACAGCGGAGAUGUGCUCGACGGACAAGGUCAGCUCAACCUCCGGUCCAUGGACUACGGCAGUAGCCAGGGGUCGCUCACCGUCCACAAGGAGGGAAAGAUUGAUGACUUCAGCAUGACAGUAACCACUGAUCUCAACAACGACAAGUUCACUGUCACCGGAGCCAUGAAAGUCAAGGACGAAAUUACAGGAUCCGUUAAGCUGCAAACACCCAUCAGGGGAUACAGAAAUGUUGGAAUGUCCUUCAGGCACUCUGGUAACCUUGAGAGGUUCAACACAAACGGGGAUGUCACGCUGACUGACGACAAUCGUUACUCUGCCAAACUGGACUUUUACCGGUACAUGCUCCAACGCGUUGAAACAACUCUGGAAGUGACGACACCAAUCCAAGGCCACGAGUUCACCAAGUACGAGUACAGACACGAAGGUGGUCCAGAAAGCUUCAAAUGCUACAAGUCACUCGAGUACGGAAACUCACAGAAAAUCACGUACGACCUUCAGGCAACCACAUCUCCCAACCCCAACUUGAGUGUAACGCUGAAGACGCCGUUUGACAUGUACGAAGAUCUGUCGGCCUCUGCUUCUCUCGUCAACAACUGGCCGGUCGCUUCCGUCUCCGGCAAAGUCAAUGCUGGAAAUGGCAACGUCGUGGCUCUCAACGGAGCUCUGGACGUGAGCUCAGACAUUUCAGGCUCCCUGUCUGUCUCCACACCCCUGGAUGAUUUCUCCAAUAUGGGGCUCAGCUUCCAGCAUUCCGGUGACCUGAACAACUUCAACUCAGAGGGCAGAAUCACUUACAUGGACAACAAAGAGGUCUCUGGUAAACUGAGAUACAAACGUAACGGUGCUCGUAUUGUUGCCGAGCUCAAGACGCCCGUCACUGGUUACGAGCUAACCAGAUUCGAGUACAAAGAGAACAACAACCAGCGAAAGGCUUUCUCUGAGGGCUCUCUCUUGUAUGGAGACAACCAGGUACUCCAAAGUACUGUCAAGAUUGUCUAUCCUCCAAACCCAGAAAUGGUGUUCACUCUCAAGACGCCGAUCAGAAACUACGAGGACAUGUCUGUGUCCUACUCGUUGGACACGACAGGACCUCAGUACAAACUGGAGAGCAACGCCAACAUGGGUAACGGUCGUAGCGUCACUUUGAACGGUGGUUUUGACUCGUCUGACGACAUCUCUGCUUAUGCAACCCUGAACACACCAGUCUCUGGCUACAGGAACCUCGGGGUGGAUUUCCGCCACUCUGGAAACGACCAGAAGUUUACAACCCAAGGAAAGAUCACUUACGCUGACAACAAAGACAUCAGCGGAAAGGUUAACUUCUACCGGUACAUGUGGCGUCGUGUGACUGCUUCGGUGGAACUGAGUGCUCCUUUCUCGGGCCUGGAAAACACCAAAGGUGAGGUGAACUAUGAGGACAGAUCCACCAGUAUGAGCGCGUCAUCAUCUUUGCAAUACGGAAGCGACCAGAAACUUGACGGCAGUGUCAAGCUGACCUACUCUCCAAACUACGACUUGCUCGUGACGAUCAACACUCCUUUCGAUGAUCUCAGGAACGUUCGCGCCGUGGCUACCGCAGACCUCAAUGCCCCAAGCUACAUGGUGACCAGCGGCCUCACAUACGGCUACAACAAAGCCUACUCUGCCAACGGAAAACUGAACCUGUUCUCUGCCCAAAGACUUGAUGCUUCCCUGCAGGUACAGACGCCUAUUACAGGUUUCGAGAUGACCAAAGUCGAAUACAACCACAAAGUCGACUCCUCCAACAUUCAAGGCUCCACCUCUUUGGCCUAUGAGAACGGACGCAAGACGAUCAGUGCUGAGCUUCAGUCCAGCAUCUACCCAUCUCUGGACGCCAGCGUCACAGUGAAAACUCCCGUCUACGGGUACAGCAGCGUGCAGGGGGCACUGACCUAUGACAGCUCUUACAACAAGUACGAGGCUUCCAGCUCUCUCAAGGUCGAAGGUCGCAGCCUGUACACCAUGAACUCCGGCCUUGAUUACUCCGUGGAACCCAUCAAAGUUUUUGCCAAGAUCUCCACCCCACACACCGACUUCCGCAACGUGGAACUUGUCUUGACGCACGAGGGUCAGUUCGACAACUUCAAGUGUACCGGAUUCCUGGCCUCUCCACUCACGGACAACGUCAACGCCCAGGCUUCCCUGGACUACAAGAGUCCGUACGACAUGAGCCUGAGCACAUCCGUGAAGAGCUCGCUGGCCGGCAUGGACGACCUCAAGUUUGAGCUGAAGAAUUCUGACGUGGCCGGGGAGAAGAAGAUGAACGCUGUUGCUGGAUGGACCGACGGUCAACAGAUUCAGACAGACGUCAUGUACCGCUCACAGGAGACCUGGUACGAAGACAAGACUCACACUGACGUCAGCCUAUCCACUCCGUUCGCCGCCCUGCGCAGCCUGGCUGUACAGACCCAGCAGACGAGAAAGAGUCAAGGCCGUGAGGGAAAAUUGGCAAUCGACAUGAACGGUGCCCAGCUCCUGGACGUGAGUGGAGAGUACAGCUCCAAGGACAAACACGAGGCAUCCUUGACCUUCAAUCAGCCAUGGCCCAUGCAGUACACAGCAAGCGGCUUCAACACCGAAGGUCGAAUGGAGGCUGAUGUAAUGGCCAAUUGGAACAGAGAUGACUUGACCAGCAACGUGCACCUGGUGGCUGUGGUCAACGACAAGUCUGACGCUUACGUCACCGACAGGGCUGUGGACAUGAGUGUGGAGAGGUCAUCCCGCAAAUUGGGCGUGUCUCACACCCAGAAAGUGUCAGGCUCCCAACUGACCAGUACCGGCAAGAUGUUCUGGGACUCUGGCGAUGAGGACCAGGUCUCCUACGACCUGACCGUCACCGACAACAGCCGGCGCAACAAGGACGUGACUGAGGGCAGCCUCAAGCUGGGUCUUCCUUCCAGGACUCUCGAACUCUCUGGAUCUAUGAGCGACAGCCCAGUAGCCAAAACAGCCGACGCCACCUUCAGCUGGGACGCAGGGCGAGACAGCAGCAAACAGGUCGGUGUCAAGGCCACCAUGAGGAGAGGGAAAUCUCUGCGCGGUGACAUCACGCUCAGCAUGCCCUCCAUCAGAAAGGAGAUCCGCAUGGACGGUGAGCUCAUGCUGGACAACGGCCGCAUCAUCCUGGACUCCAAGACCGACAUCUCCUACUCCAGCGACGCCAGCAAGACCUUGACCCUGACCUCCAAGGUACAGGACAUCUCUGACUACUACAGCAACUACAACUACAGCGUCGAGCUGGGCCUGAGCCACCCGUACACCAACAUUGACGUCAAGAUGACCUCGCACCUGGGAAGUUCGGACGAGCGCAUGACCGUUGGCGUGGAGACGAGCUACCUGACCGCCCGCAGACAGACCAAGAACCUGGCGCUACUGGCUGAGAUCAACAAACUCAAGAGACAGAUCAGUGUGCAGAUGUCAAACCCCAUGAACAAGAUCGAGAUCGUGGGUGACGUUGUGAGCACCAGCCCGUCCAAGCUGAGACUUUUGAACAGGAUUGACGACACUGAAGUUUUCCGCUCCGAGCUCACAGUAGACAGUGACACGAAGUCUGCCGAGAUCAGCGCAGUCAUGGACUCUGAAAAGUUCAGCCUUCACGCCCAGUACCCAAACAGCAGCGCUUUCCGCGCCUACAUCAGUCACUGGACGCCCGAGGUGAACCACCAGGAGGCGCUGCUGGCCCUCCGCCUCAACACGACACGCCUCCUGCACUCCCGCCUGCACUGGAGGCCCGCCUUGUGGGCGCAGCUUACUGCCGGAGUCGAGGAGAGAGCCGCACGUGCCGGGGUCAAGGCCGCUGAGAUGUGGGAGCUAGUCAAUGAGGCUGUGGCUGACGAGAUCGCUGGCAAGUACAGAGCAGUGUCUAGCUCUCUGGACGAAGAACUGACGCCGCUCAUCGACGCCCUUGAGCGACAGUUUAACAACAUGGCCUACAAGAUGGCGGACAUGUCACGUGAGCUGAGAGCCACGUACCAGCGUAACGACUUCCACGUCCAGGACAUGGACGCCUACAGGACCUUGCAAAGCCAGUUUGAGUCUAUGGCCACGGAAUACCGCCGCGGCUACACAGAGCUCAUCCAGUCUCUGAGGCACGCCUUGGCCGCCAUGUUGGAAUUCCCUGCCAGAGAACGCUACACACAGCUGGUGGAGUCUGGCAUGUCCUACCUGGCAGAGCGCGUCUACUCCUCCCUCUCCUGUCUGGAGGAGUACACAGGACGCUUGGAGAAGGAUCUGCAAGAGUACAAGCACAACACGCAGAAAUGGGCAAACUCAGUAGCUGACACAGUAUACAACACCAGCUACGUAGACUACAUCGCAGACAGAUUGGCUGAGGUCAAGAAUGUGGACAUAUCACCCUACAUCACUUCCAUUGAACUGCCAGAAGAAUACAGCAACGCCAUCUACAGCGCUAGAGACUCCGCAGUGUCCGGUAUGAAGGACUUGUGGGAGCGACCAGAGAUCGAUGUGGUCAGGGGAAAUCUUAACAAAGUCUACCAGCAGGGUUCUUGGGCUUACAAGUACUGGAACGUAGAGCAAAACCUGAAGAAAAAUCUGGGACGUGCCAUGACCUUGUUGAGGGAGAUCGUGGAAGAGGAACUCAAAGAGCUGACAGCUGAGACCAAAGCCCUCUACCAGAACCCCAUCACUGUGUGGAUGCCAGAGCAAGGAGAGAUCCAGGCACAGCUGACCCUGCCCUUUGACCUCCAGAGACUGGACCAGGUCCCUGACGUGAGCCCCCUGGUCAACAAAAUGGAGGAGAUUGGCCAAGAGGUCGUGACCUACUUGCCUGACCACAGCACCUGGGAGGACAUCAAGCAGACCGUGUCUGACCUGUGGCCGGCCCAGGAGGAGGGACAAGAGGAGCCGCUGGGGAAGUACCAAACCUCCAGGCAGUACCGUCAGCUCAAGAGGGGAGGCAGAAAGGUCAACAAGAUGAGAAGAUACGGGCAGUGAAAGAAACGCAAUCCAGCAACCAUGACCAGAAACGUACCACGGAUUAACCCGAUUAUCCUCUUUGUACUUUAGUUACAUUAUUAUUAUGUAGAAUGGUUUUGGAAACAUUUGGAAGACUUUGUCUGAAACGGGUAAAAUUGUAUUCACACGUUAUUCUUUAUAAUGAUAUUGUUUAUGUUUAUGUUCUUUUUAUAAUACAAAAUUGAAGCAUAUA
This is a messenger RNA of Aplysia californica (California sea hare), 11296 nucleotides long. RefSeq lists its product as uncharacterized. NCBI's taxonomy places the organism in Eukaryota, Metazoa, Mollusca, Gastropoda, Aplysiida, Aplysiidae. Gene Ontology annotation, molecular function: lipid carrier activity. The transcript is spliced from 21 exons. The coding region runs from base 163 to 11082 and encodes 3639 amino acids. The record is from RefSeq and is a predicted model, not a curated record. Gene Ontology annotation, biological process: lipid transport.